Messenger RNA from Saitoella complicata NRRL Y-17804, 1017 nucleotides. Its product is annotated as zf-C3HC-domain-containing protein. The transcript has a single exon. The coding region runs from base 1 to 1017 and encodes 338 amino acids. The record is from RefSeq and is a predicted model, not a curated record. NCBI's taxonomy places the organism in Eukaryota, Fungi, Ascomycota, Saitoellomycetes, Saitoellales, Saitoellaceae. Gene Ontology annotation, cellular component: nucleus. Gene Ontology annotation, molecular function: zinc ion binding.
AUGUCUUUGGCAGCAAAACGGAAGCUCUCUGAGCUCUUGAACUCCCUUGAUUCUCCCUCGCCUGCCAGCACACCGAGGAAGGUCGCUGCUAUAUCGUCAAAGGAGGGAACACCGACACCAAAGAAGGCGGCGAAGCCUGGAUCACUGUAUGCUCCCUAUUCUCGAGAACUCUUCCUCGAGAGACUCGGGAUGUUCCGGCCAGCGGUGUGGUCCUACAAGCCUACCUCUAUCGACGAAGUCGCGUGGGCGAAACGCGGAUGGAUCUGCCCCGGCACCCAGAAGGACACAGUCGAAUGCGGAGUAUGCAGUCAGACUCUCCUCGUACUAUCACAAGCACAGGGUGAUGUCGAUGAGGAGGUUAGGGAAGCGACCGAGAAGGCAUUGGAGGAAAAGUACGCCGAGAUGAUCGUGACAUCACAUAAAGAGAACUGUCCCUGGCGGAAGAGAGGAUGCGAUGAAACCAUCUUCAGACUACCGUUAUCAGAUCCACAAUCUGCACGGGAAGCUUUGGAAUCACGAGUCGAAUCCCUUUUAUCACAUUCCGACACUUUGUCCUUGAAUAUCGACAUGAAAACCGGUACACUAUCACCUGACACCCUCCCUACCCUCCUCCGAAAACCCACAAUACCACCCCCCAUCCUCGCCCUCGCCCUCUUCGGCUGGUCCGCCACAUCCACCAACCCCAGCGACACAGCAACAGCAACCCUAACGUGCACAACCUGCCACCGCCGCCGUGGCCUCUGGAACCUAAAAGCCGGCGAUGAAUUGGACUUAGUGGAAGAGCAUCGGGGCUACUGUCCGUGGAUAUCGGCGGCGUCCCAGGCGGGGCCGGUGGCGGGGUGGGAGCAGUUGUUGCGGAUGAUGGAGAAGACGACGCCCAAGGAGCGGGAAGCACGGAGGCAGAGUGGGCAGGGGGCAGAGGUCUCGCAAGCUGAGACGGAAGAUGGGAAGGUAGACGCACCGGAAGAAGAUCCGGUGACUAGAUUAAGGAAGUUACGAGCCAGGCUGGGACUAUAG